AUGAAAGAAAAAUUCACUGCUGCAGGCGGAGCAGCGAAGCUUCGUAGACAAGGCGGCUCACCCCAUCCCUCUGUCAGUUCAAGCAGAAACCAAGUGAGACCGAGUUGGCCCGCUCUUGAUGUUGAUGGAGGAAUGAGAACUGCUAAUGGACUGCCAGGAUUCGAAAUAGCUAUCAGUUCAAGCUUUGGCAAAGCAGAUAGGGCUAGCGAACGAGGGGAAAAAGAAAAGAAGCUCUUGUAUGAUAAAGCAAGUCAGCUGCUUCGGGGCUGCCCUAAGUUGGUUCACAGAUAUUCCUCCAAACUCCAUACACAGUUGCUUAAGGUCUUUUACGAAAACUUCUACGAAUCAGUAAGAAAACAUACCUUCGCAGAGUUGGCAGCAACUAAUAUAAAGCCUGAUGAGAGCUUCGACGAUUUCUUCCAAAGGUGGAGAGUAAAAGCAUGCGAAAAGAGGCUGACGGAGAAGGAGAUGAUCGAGCUAUGCAUAGAUUGCCUUCAGCGCGACCUGAGAGAAAAAAUGUACUUGGCCAAGCCAAAGACCGUUAAGGGUUGUGAUCAAGAGAUGCGCAUGUGA
Messenger RNA from Dovyalis caffra, 573 nucleotides. NCBI's taxonomy places the organism in Eukaryota, Viridiplantae, Streptophyta, Magnoliopsida, Malpighiales, Salicaceae. The record is from the annotation of a GenBank genome assembly.